AUGAAAAUAUCUUACUCUAUAUUUGAAUUGAUGGUGCCUUCAUUUUCUAUGAAAUUUCGUACAACACUUAGUGAAGAACUUGAAGAUCUUCAUAGUGAAUUAAGUCAUUUACAACAAACUUUACUUCAAACACGUUUACGUCAACGACAAUGGACAAAAUGGUUUGCAAUUUAUGCAAUUCUUGCUUAUUUGAUUGUGAAUAUUUCGUAUUAUACACUUUUUCUUUCACAAGAUUUUGUUAUUCAAAUUUAUGCAUGUGCAAUAUCUAUAGCAUUUGGAAUUUUAUUAUAUAGUAUUCAUUGGAUUAUUCGUUGGUAUUUUCGAAUGAUUAUUCAAACGAGAGAAGAAAAAUUAGGAUUAUUUAAAGAACGAAAACAAGAAUUAAUUGAAGAAGUAAAGAAUAAAGAAACAUAUGCUGUAGCAAAAAAUCUUUUGGAAAAAUAUGGUGAAAAAUUAACACCAGAAGUUCGAUCACCAAUAAUGAAUGGUAAUAAUAAAGAUCCACAUCCACGUGCAUCAAUAAAACCAACAAUACCCAAUGCCGAAAAACCACCUAUUCCUGUUAUUUCACCUAGUCCCAGUUCAUUUGAAAAUGGUAAUCAAUUAGUACAAACACCAGUGCGUGAAGGACCAAGUCGUUUAGCUGCUGGUGUUACACCUGGUAAAUUACCCCGAGCAAUUCUACCACCUCAACGUACAGUUUGGGGUGCAAUUCUUGAUACAAUAGUAGGAGAUGGUCCAUCGAAACGUUAUGCGUUGAUCUGUAAAUCGUGCAAUAGUCAUAAUGGCAUGGCAUUAGAAGAAGAAUUCGAAUAUUUAUCAUUUCGUUGUGCAUAUUGUAAUUAUUUUAAUGGUGCUCGUAAACAUAAACCUGUUUUUAAUCCUGAUUUAUUUAAUACGAAUCAAACACAAAAUGGAAAUAAUAUUGAACGUAUGGAAAUAUCUGCAACAGAUUCAUCAGAUUCUACUGAUCCAAUAAAUGAAUCUAGAAUAACACGUCGAUCAAUACGUGUACCAAUAACAAAUAAAAAUGAAAUUUCUUCUCGUUCAAUAUCAGUUGAAAAUAAACGUCAACAACAUCCAGCAAUGUCAUCAUCGUCAGAAGAAAGUUUAUCAGAAAAAAAAUAA
This is a messenger RNA of Rotaria sp. Silwood1, 1128 nucleotides long. Lineage: Eukaryota; Metazoa; Rotifera; Eurotatoria; Philodinida; Philodinidae. The record is from the annotation of a GenBank genome assembly.